AGCGGCGGGGCCGAGGGACGCGGCUCCUGCCGCGGCGCCGCGCUCCGGGCCGCCCGGGCUUUGCGACAACCGCCGUAAAGCGCCAGGCGCCGGCAGCCAUGGCGGCGGUCAGGGCGCUGAGGGCUGGCGGGUUCCGCCGCCGCCGCCUCCUCUCCUUCUCCUCAGCCAGCGGCGGCCCCAUGGCUGAGCGCGGGGAGCGGCAGGAGAGCGCGGGCCUGGGUUUCAGCCCCCCCGCACACUCCUGUAACGACUGGAUCGGCCCCCCCGACAAGCACUCCAACCUGCGCCCCGUCAUCUUCUACGUGCCCCCCGAGGAGUCGGCCCUGGAGCGGCGGCUGCGGGAGGCUCGGCAGGAGGCCCAGGCCUGUGACCAGCGCUUCUGGGCGCGCCACAACCGCGCCUUCCGCCAGGAAAAAGAAGAAUUUAUUUAUUCAAGACUGAAAGCCAAGGGUCUGGAAAUGAGAGAUGAAACAGGUCAAAAAGCAACACUGAAUGCAGAAGAAAUGGCUGACUUUUACAAGGACUUUCUAAGUAAAAAUUCUAGAAAGCAUAUGCAGUAUAACAGGGAAGGGCAUGGUGAUGUUGCUUCCUGGUGCAUGCAGGCCCUCAUCCUUAGGGGUGGUCCCAGGAGUGUUGCGACAGGAGCCUGGGCUGGCAGGAGGCGGUGAGCGUGGGCCUGCCGGGGGGCACUCGGCGCGCCGACUCAAGUGGAGGAGCCCUGGUGCUGCUUUGGUGGCCCGUGGCUGGUGUGAGUUUCCAGCAGCCCCUGCUCGGGCCAGUCAGGGAUUGCCGGUAUUCGGCAGUAUUCUGCUCACACCGCUGCCCCCCAAGAACCCACUGAUACGAUUCAGCUGCAGAAUUGGCUGUGCUAACUCUCAUCAGCUGAGCCAAAACACAUUAACAGGCAAAACGGAAGUUUCGGAACUGUAAGAAAUUCAGGUCACUAUUCGUAUCUUAUUAUUAAAGAACCUCCUGUUGACAAAUUUUAGCUCCAUCUUUGUAAUAAAUCCCUGCUAUGAAAAGUUUUUCAUAUGAUAAUCAGCGUGUAGCAUACAUUGCCUGUUCUUAAAGGGUUCCAGAAAAGUUGCAGAUUUUAAUUUCUAGAACGAUUUGAAUAAUUAGAAGUCCAGAGUCUUUGGGAGAGGAAGAGUUGUUUUGCAAAACAGCUUUUGUAGUCAAGGCUAUAUGAGAAGACAAAAUCAAUGAAUUGCAAAUUUCAAAAGAGAUUAAUGGGCUGCCUUGAUUGCUUUCCAAGUGAUUUUAUAAUUCUGGAGUGUCAUAUAGAAAAUAGAUGGUAUGACACAGCAUAAAUACUCUGUAACAAACCAAGUCAAGACAGUUCUGACCGUAGUAGCUGUAGAAACUAUAAAUACUUAGGUAGAUCACUCUUUAUUUGUCCAAAAUUGUAGCAGACUGAAAGAUGAAAUGGAAACUAAAUUCCAGUGAAUACGUAAGAAAAUGUAUCCUGGAUUUACCAAUCUUCUUCUCACAUUUACUGAAAUAAUAUUUCACUUUUAAUGUCAUGUCUGGAAAACCCCCAGUUUCCUCAGGCCUCAUGAAAACUUCCACCAUGAAAACCAAAACAAAAUACUGACAUAUGAGUAAAUAGCCACAGGUGCUAAUUUGUGUCAAAGCAGAAUUCAAGCUCACUUCAAAUUAAAAAUCAGUUCUGAUAUAGGAUAUUAUAGAGCAAUUUUAAUUGACGAGAGAUGCUCAAAAUUAAUUAAUUUGCUGUGUUCCUCUGGUGCUUCUUCCCUGGUGCUGCUUUUGCUGUUGGGAAUAGAGGGGUCUGUUCAGUGCAACACCUGGAGACUUGCUGGGCAUGCUUAACAGUAACCGUGGUGCUGCAACCAUAAAUCUGAUUGCCAUAGGACUGAGUAAAUUAGGCUGAUGCUAGGAGAAUGUGGCUGAAGCAUGCCACUGGACAGGGCAUGUUUCCAUCUUAGGAAGAUUUUUCUCAGGCUUUUGAAUCACAAGGUUCGCACUUUCUCUAAAAGCAGUAAAGCAGCUUAUUACUGGCUUGAGUCUAUAAUUUAUAGGUAUUAUCUAACAGCCACUUAGCACUCAGUGUUCAAUUUCAUAUGUAAUUAACAAUAUAAUUUCAACUUUAUUAUAUGUUUACAUGUAAAUUAGAAAAGCAGUCUUACUUAUUUACAGUAUGAACUUUGGUUUUGGACAUUACCCAACAGAAUUCACAACCAAAAAUUCAAGGAGAAAGAAGAUAAGUGAAGUUAAUGAGAAUGGCAGUAACACAGCAUUCCAGCCUCCUCUGGUUGCAAAAUGAGUGGGAUGGGAAAUGACAAAUGUGUGAACCUUCCUUUAAAGAUAUUCAGAGAGCUUUCUGCAUUGGUGCAUGAUAAACCUGGCAGUAACAUUUUUAUGGUUAUGUAGUUAUAAGGAUAUGGGGCAUGUUAAAUUUCUGCCCACAGUGGAACCAUUUACUGGGUAGAUUUCUGGUCAGUGUUAGACACUGAUGAAGGAAGAUACUAUUAUUCAUCGGCCUAGUGCAUGUGAGUCAUGACAGUUUUCAAACAUAUGGUGAUGGUGCACUCUGCGGUCCUUCAGCAUGUAAUAACAAGUGAAACACUGUGUAGGCAGUACAUUUCACUUUCAUGGCUAAUUUAUAUACAUCAGUUGUUCCCAGCUUUCUCCUAGUGUUUAUUGAGGCAUGUUUCAGUUCCUGUUUACAGUUACAUUACUUUCAAUACAUAGGGUUUGAUAAACUAUGUAAAACUGCACCAUGUAUGUCUUUGAAACAAUUUCAAUGUAUUUCAGCAUUCAUGAAAACGUAAUUAUUAUUUUAAAUGUUAAGGAAUAAUUUUAUGUUAGAAUACAGAGAUUCAAAACCAGAAGUACUGCAUCUGGCACUUUUCAGCAAUUCCCCAGAACUUCCUGGGAGACUGAUGGUAACUGAUGUGACAGUGAACUGCCCCCUGUAAUCAAAACACUUCAAACAGUCCAGGUGUUUUAGGUGAUGCUGCUGUUGUAGAGAACUGUGGUGCCAGAGAUUUUUUCCUUGAAAUAAAUUACUACAAGAUCUACUUUCUGUGAAUUGUACUAUGCCCAGCUGGCCACCAAAGUCAAAGGUCAAGGAGUCCUGCUUUAAAUUCCUAUCUUUAAUAAUUUGUUCUCUGAAACAAAAUUGUAGCCUCAGAAUAUCUGUGAUGAUUUACAUACUGAUGAGGUAACUGCCUUCUUAGCCAGUUUCUGCAUAAAUUACAACUUACCUAAAUUGAGUCUAGCCUUUUUGGCACAAGGAAAACCUUCAGAACAUGAUGUGAUGCAGCAGUAUCCACCGAACUUGACAAAUUAAUAGCAUCCCCUCACUGUUUUUUUAAUACAUCAGUCUCUAAAACACCUAUUCACAGAUGUAUGAGUAAUUCCUUUCUUCAGAAACUGAUAGCUACCAGGCUAGCUUCUAAGGCUUCUUUUCACAUCCCCUAAUAGAGGGGAUAUAACAGAUGAAGCCUAUCAAGGUCCUGGGCGGAACUAUCACAUGAAAGCCAGGUCCCCAUGGUUGUCUAAAUCACACAAGGAGCAGGGAAUAGUAUAGGAUUGGGAAGGCACAAAGAUGAUUUAAAACCAUUCCCUCGACCCUUUCUCAUCUGGGGUAUCAGACUCUGUUCUAGACCUUUUGGAGGCUGUCCACAGACUGAAUUCUUCAAAAAUAUUUGCUCUCAGGUAACUUACAGGCAAGCCUGUAGAGAUAAAACACACCAUCCAUCCUGUAGGAGUGAAUUAUGCAAUCAUCUCACUAAGGUUUUAAAUCUGAGACUUGAUAGCAGCAAUGUCUUGUUUCCUUCUGUAUCAUUCCAGCAAACAUAUCUUGUUUUCUUCUGUAUCAUUGUGAAAAUAUGGAAGAAGUGAAGAGGGUGUCCAUGGUAUGUCUUUGGACUUAAUACUCUUCAAUGGAUCUCUCUGUGAACUGUCAAGAAAAUGUUUCAUUAAAGCAGAUUAAAAAAAAAAAAAAAAAA
This is a messenger RNA of Tyto alba (common barn owl), 3974 nucleotides long. Its product is annotated as cytochrome c oxidase assembly factor 8. Gene Ontology annotation, biological process: intrinsic apoptotic signaling pathway. Lineage: Eukaryota; Metazoa; Chordata; Aves; Strigiformes; Tytonidae. Gene Ontology annotation, cellular component: mitochondrion. The record is from RefSeq and is a predicted model, not a curated record. Bases 99 to 668 code for a protein of 189 amino acids. The transcript has 5 exons.